GGGGAUCCCCUGCUGCUCCUCUCUCCUCUCCUGCUGGGCUCCUCACCCCUCCUCCUCCAAGGGCGCAGCUCUAUUCCCCCUUUUUAUUUGAAGUAGCCCUAUUCAUACUGGUUGGCUAUUUUCUUUUCAUUGUGGCCACCAAGUGCUGAUGCCUCCCUGCUGCAGCUAAAGGCUUCCCAUCCACCCUCUUCCCUGCAGAUCCAUCUCAGCCAUUGGAUUGUGAAUCCACAGGACUCACGGCAGCUCCACCUGACAUCAGAUCCUCCAGCUCUCUGCAGCCCUCCAGCAGCACCUCUUGGCCAUUCCAGAGACCCUUCAGCCCAGCAGCAGAUUUUAAAUGCCUUUCCCAACCAUGAAAAGGAUUUUGAGGAUCCCCAAUCGUUCAGUGCUGGCCAUCCUCUUCCUCUUUUCCUUGUCCUCCUCUUUCCUCUACUUCAUCUAUGCUGCCCCUGGAAUUGUUAACACCUACCUGUUCAUGAUGCAAGCCCGUGGGAUCAUUAUCCGGGAGAACAUGAGAACGAUUGGUGCCCAGGUCUACGAGCAGGUGGUCCGCAGUGCAUAUAACCGGAGGAACAGCAGCAUCAAUGAUACAGAUUACGGACUUGAUUUUAAUCACAGCGAAUCCUAUCUCCAAACAACCACUUUCCUCCCAGAAGAUUUCACCUACCUGCCCAACCAAUCUUGCCCCGAGCGACUCCCAUCUAUGAAAGGGCAAAUAGAAGUGAACGUGAGUGAGAUUCAGAUGAACGAUGUCCGGCAGAUGUUCUCCAGUGAUGGAAUUCAGAUGGGGGGCCAUUGGAAGCCCAGUGACUGCAUCCCGCGAUGGAAGGUGGCAAUUCUUAUCCCGUUCCGAAAUCGGCACGAGCACCUCCCUGUUCUUUUCAAGCACUUGAUCCCGAUGCUUCAGAGACAGCGCUUGCAGUUUGCCUUUUAUGUAAUAGAGCAGGCGGGCAACCAGCCUUUCAACCGCGCCAUGCUGUUCAACGUUGGCUUUUUAGAAGCAAUGAAAGACCUUGACUGGGACUGCAUGAUAUUUCACGAUGUCGAUCACAUACCGGAAAGCGAUCGGAAUUAUUAUGGCUGCGAGCACAUGCCAAGGCACUUUGCUGCCAAGCUCGAUAAAUACAUGUACCUGCUGCCAUACAACGAGUUCUUUGGUGGCGUGAGUGGUUUAACGGUGGAACAGUUCCGGAAAAUCAACGGUUUCCCCAAUGCUUUCUGGGGUUGGGGAGGCGAAGACGAUGACCUUUGGAACAGGGUGCAAUAUGCAGGCUACACUGUGACCCGGCCAGAGGGAGAUCUCGGAAAAUAUAAAUCUAUACCCCACCAUCAUCGGGGUGAAGUCCAGUUCCUUGGAAGGUACGCGUUACUACGAAGAUCCAAAGAACGGCAAAGCAUGGACGGCCUCAAUAACUUGAACUAUUCUCCAAAUAUCACCUACGACACCUUCUAUAAAAACAUCACAGUACAUUUGACUCCAGAGCUGGCUCUGGUGAGCGAUUAUUAGGAACAGCAGAGACCUCGAAGCGCCUGCAUCAUCCUUGUUUUUUGCCAAGAAAAAGAGCGAAAUGUUCACUCUUAACUGAGGACAACAGCAAAAAAAAAAAAUCGACAAAAACAAAGAAAAGAAUCGCUGUCGAGCAAAAAAGCGUGCGUCAUUUCAAGGAGAACUUCGUGGUCAAGACUUGAGUGUGCAUUUUCCAGAAAAAAAAAAAAA
Xenopus laevis (African clawed frog) is the source of this 1717-nucleotide messenger RNA. RefSeq names its product UDP-Gal:betaGlcNAc beta 1,4- galactosyltransferase, polypeptide 5 L homeolog (gene b4galt5.L). The record is from RefSeq and is marked provisional. Gene Ontology annotation, biological process: carbohydrate metabolic process; glycoprotein biosynthetic process. NCBI's taxonomy places the organism in Eukaryota, Metazoa, Chordata, Amphibia, Anura, Pipidae. Gene Ontology annotation, molecular function: UDP-galactose:glucosylceramide beta-1,4-galactosyltransferase activity; galactosyltransferase activity; glycosyltransferase activity. Gene Ontology annotation, cellular component: Golgi membrane; Golgi cisterna membrane; Golgi apparatus. The coding region runs from base 353 to 1507 and encodes 384 amino acids. The transcript is spliced from 9 exons.